Messenger RNA from Pongo pygmaeus (Bornean orangutan), 2639 nucleotides. Its product is annotated as TBC1 domain family member 3G-like. The record is from RefSeq and is a predicted model, not a curated record. Gene Ontology annotation, molecular function: small GTPase binding; GTPase activator activity. Gene Ontology annotation, biological process: regulation of GTPase activity. Bases 639 to 2210 code for a protein of 523 amino acids. The transcript is spliced from 14 exons. Lineage: Eukaryota; Metazoa; Chordata; Mammalia; Primates; Hominidae.
CCCACAGGAUCCUCUAGCUAGACUAUCCAAGGGUCAUGGAGAGAAAUACCCAGUUAAAAUAUCACAAAUGAAGAAGUGAUACCAUUAGAGACACUAAAAAGACCAGUAGGUAAUAGUAUUAGCUUUUGUAUUCUGAGAUCCAACAGCAGCAGUCACUUCCCUCCACCCCUAUGUGUAUCCCAGGACCACCCUGGGCAGGGAGGGCUGAAGUUAGGGAGCACCCAUGGAUGCUCUGAUGCUGGCCCUGGGCCUCGGGGGUGACAGUGAUGAGGAACUGGGUGCACACAUGAGUGGGGCAGCCGGGCCUGGCCAGAGAAGCAACACACACGUGUACAGACGUGUUUACCCACAUACACGUGUGCACGCACGUGCACAAACACAUCGCAGGCAGGCAUGUUGACGCCUCAGGCCGUGGAGGACCCUGACUAUGGGCCCUGCUGACCCGGGCAAGGCCCCAUUGUGAUGCGUGCCAUGACCUCAGAAUGUCACUGGUGCUUAGCACCUAUCCGCUCUCUGGCCUGCCUCAGUGUUCUACAGCAGUUACACACAGGCGGUGGUAUCUGUGAGCAGCUCUGUGGACUCAAAGGUUUUCUCCCUUGAGAGGCAUAACCCAGGCCAGCUGAUUCAUCAGAAUCAGUAUGGACACGGUAGAGGACGCGGACAGUUGGUGGGCACAAGAGCGAGAGGACAUCAUUAUGAAAUAUGAAAAGGGACACCGAGCUCAGCUGCCAGAGGACAAGGGGCCUGUGCCUGUUGGAAUCUACGGCAACAUUGAUCACCUUGGAAUUCUGCAUGAGACGGAGCUGCCUCCUCUGGCUGCACAGGAGGUGAAGAAUCGGCGGGAGAUGAGACGGACGAGCAAGUGGAGGAAAAUGCUGGGAGAAUGGGAGACAUAUAAGCACAGUACAAAACUCAUAGAUCGAGUGUACAAGGGAAUUCCCAUGAACAUCCGGGGCCCGGUGUGGUCAGUCCUCCUGAACAUUCAGGAAAUCAAGUUGAAAAACCCGAGAAAAUACAAGAUCAUGAAAGAGAAGGGCAAGAGGUCAUCUGAACACAUCCACCAGAUUGACCUGGACUUAAGCGGGACUUUAAGGAAGCAUAUCUUCUUCAGGGAUCGAUAUGGAGCCAAGCAGCGGGAACUAUUCUACAUCCUCCUGGCAUAUUCGCAGUAUAACCCGGAGGUGGGCUACUGCAGGGACCUCAGCAACAUCGCUGCCUUGUUCCUCCUUUACCUGCCUGAGGAGGAUGCAUUCUGGGCACUGGUGCAGCUGCUGGCCAGUGAGAGGCACUCUCUGCAGGGAUUUCACAGCCCAAAUGGCGGGACAGUCCAGGGGCUCCAAGACCAACAGGAGCAUGUGGUACCCAUGUCACAACCCAAGACCAUGUGGCAUCAGGACAAGGAAGGUCUAUGUGGGCAGUGUUCCUCGUUAGGCUGCCUUAUCUGGACACUGAUUGAUGGGAUCUCUCUCGGGCUCACCCUGCGCCUGUGGGACGUCUAUUUGCUGGAAGGAGAACAGGUGUUGAUGCCGAUGACAAGCAUUGCCUUUAAGGUUCAGCAGAAGCGCCUCAUGAAGUCGUCCAGGUGUGGCCUGUGGGCACGUUUUCGGAACCAGUUCGUUUACACCUGGGCCAGGGAUGAUGACACUGUGCUCAAGCAUCUUAGGGCCUCUAUGAAGAAACUAACGAGAAAGCAGGAGGACCCGCCACCCCCAGCCAAACCCGAGCAAGGGUCCUCGGCAUCCAGGCCUGUGCCGGCUUCACGUGGCGGGAAGACCCUCUGCAAGGGGGACAGGCAGGCCCCUCCAGGCCCACCAGCCCGGUUCCAGCGGCCCAUUUGGUCAGCUUCCCCGCCAUGGGCACCUCGUUCUUCCACACCCUGUCCUGCUGGGGCUGUCAGCGAAGACAACUACCCUGUGGGCACUCGGGGUGUACCCAGCCCGGCCCUGGCUCAGGGAGGACCUCAGGGUUCCUGGAGAUUCCUGCAGUGGAACUCCAUGCCCCGCCUCCCAACGGACCUGGAUGUAGGGGGCCCUUGGUUCCCCCAUUAUGAUUUCGAACAGAGCUGCUGGGUCCGUGACAUAUCCCAGGAGGACCAGCUGGCCACCUGCUGGCAGGCUGAACACCCUGCGGAGGGGGUGAGAUUGGCUUUCACUGCACUGAGUCACAACGUGGGCAUGGACUUCCCGGCCCUGCAGUGCACCCAGCACUGAAUCCAACCAGGGCACCCCCUUCAGAGCUAGGGACGAGCAGCAGUGCGCUCCCACCUCAGGGCCUUGCCUCUGCUGCCUCCACUUGGAAAGUUCUCAGUUCCCUCCAGGUUUCUAGAAGCAUCUGGGCCAGGGCUCAUGGCUGGAUAAUUUCCCAAGGCUUAACAACCCAAGCAAGCUUCCCAUCCUCGUUUUAUUUUUUGUUAAACUUAUGAAAAUUUAUUAAGAAAGUGUACAGCUCGAGAGACAUUCAGAGAUGGAACACACCAGCCCCCAGAUCACAAAGCCAACCAUGCCCAGCCCCUCCCAGCACCCCCAGCCCCACGACCAGCGUUCUGAAUUCUGAUGACACCGCGAGCCUGCCUUUGUACUUUAAACUCAUGGAAGGAUAACCACCUUCACGUUUUAAAAUAAAUGUUUCCUGUUGAAUGA